GCCAAGCAGGAACGGAAGUUAGUUAAGUAUCAACAACCUGAAUUUACAACUUCAGCGAAACUUCACUGCGGUCUGAAACGCUUGUUUUUAUGAGGUUUUCGAAUAGCGUUUGUUCGCGUUAGGAGUUCUCGGCGCAUUAUGGAGGAGGUUGUCUGCUACGCGCCGUGGGAGCGGUGUGUUUUCGUCCUUGGAGUCGGUGGCUAGUUGUUGAACUGCUUGCAGAAGCUAAGUUGGCUAACUUGAUCUGUCAGCUGACUCGUUUUGACAGCAAGCCUUCUCUUAAUAUGCCCCGACAUUACUCUGUGCUCAGUUUGAAGAGGCUGCUUGAUGUGGCCUCGCUGUGUGUUCCCCGGUGUUGACUCGUCCAGGCGCUUCGUUUGUUCGCGCUGAGAAGGUGAACGUAGCUCUUGGCUCGCAAUGUCCCCGCAGCUGCUUCUACCUGUCAACUAGCUGCCUCCUCUCCUCCGCCUCCCGCUGAUGGCCCACUGCGUCCCGCCCGAGCCGACCGCAAAGGUCCAGUCUCCAGAGAGUAUCCCGCCGUCCCAGGUCAGCGUGGACCAGAGCAUGAGGCCGGUGCUGUUCGAGAUCUUCGGCGAGAUCUGGACCGUUCAGUCGCGACUCGGCCAGGGAGUCUCGGCCUCGGUUUACCAAGUCAGCUCUGGCAGAGCCGCCACGGCCGCCGUCAAGGAGUUCCAGGCCGACUCCCAGGGAGGCGACUACGGCUACCACAAAGAGAGGGCCGUGCUGGAGGACAUCCAGGGACACAAGAACAUUGUCACGCUGUAUGGCGUGUUCACCAACCACAACUGUGUGGGUGUCGCUACCCGCUGCCUCCUGCUGGAGCUCCUGGACGUCAGCGUGUCUGAGCUGCUGGUGAGGCGCAGUAGUGGUGCAAAGGGUGGUGGGAGAGCCCAGAAGGGCCACUCCAUGUGGCUCGUGCAGCACUGUGCCAGAGACAUCCUGGAGGCUCUUGCCUUCCUUCACAGGGAGGGCUAUGUCCACGCUGACCUCAAACCACGCAACAUCCUCUGGAGCGCUGACGACGAGUGCUUUAAGCUCAUCGACUUUGGCCUGAGCUUCAAACAGGGAAACCAGGAUGUCAAGUACAUCCAGACAGACGGGUAUCGUGCCCCGGAAGCUGAGCUGCAGAACAGCCUGGCCCAGGCUGGGAUGGAGGGAGACUCUGGGUGCACAGCUGCCAUCGACCUCUGGAGCCUGGGUGUCAUCCUGCUGGAGAUGUUCUCAGGAAUCAAACUCAAAGACACUGUCCGCUCGCAGGAGUGGAAGGACAACAGUGUUGCCAUCGUCAACCACAUCUUUGCAAGUAAUGGCGUGACGUGCCCUGCCAUCCCAGUUUAUCACCUCAGAGACCUUAUUAAAAGCAUGCUUCUCAACAAUCCAAAACAAAGAUGCACAGCUGAAGCUGCCCUGCUGAGCCCGUUCUUCAGUAUUCCCUUCGCGCCGCACAUAGAGGAUCUGGUUCUACUGCCUUCACCUGUUCUGCGUCUGCUCAACUUGAUCGAUGACAGCCAUCUGCACAAUGAGGAAGAGUAUGAAGACAUCCUGGAGGACAUGAAAGAGGAGUGCCAGAAGUACGGCUCAGUGGUUUCUCUGCUCAUUCCUAAGGAGAACCCUGGGAAAGGGCAGGUGUUUGUGGAGUACGCCAACUCCAGCGACUCUAAAGAAGCUCAGCGGCUGCUGACGGGCCGCACCUUUGAUGGGAGGUUUGUCGUGGCCACCUUCUACCCGUUGAGCGCCUACAAAAGAGGUUACCUCUACCAGACGGUGCAGUGAAGAUCAGUCCGCACCUCUAUAUCCGUCUCAUCUAAAGAAAACUAGGGAUGUAAAGCGUUGUGUUUAGGCUGAGAUCCACUAUACUUAUAUUUGCAACACCUGGAAGCUGACUUUAGCUCAUCGAGCCUCUUCUGUAGUCGAAUUGGAAUAUCGAUUCGGCUCUAACGGAGAUGACUUAAAGUUGGAGGCACUCUGACAAUAUAUUUAUGUUUGUAAGAUGAGUUUACUGUCAUCUUUGUGCAGCAUUUGGAAACAAAAAAUGAGACUUUAUUCCAAUUUAACACACAGACGCGGCGCUUACAGGCUUAAUCUGCAUGUCUCUGCCAUUGCUGAGGUUUCACUAAACCAUAUAAGGCCUGUAAAGCUGACAUGCUGACCAUGUUGCAAAGUGCACCACAAUGGCGGCGUCUUCUCAUUUUCAAAUGCAGCAGCCAUGAGCAACUGCAGUGCAGUUCGAUUCAGUUUAGAAGUGAGUUUAACUGAGAGAAGUGCAUGUUGCUCGCUUAUCUGUUCCCAUGGCGGGCAGAGGCUGAAUCUGGCUGCGAGGUGUUUGUCGUCGUGUGCAGACAUCCACCCGGCGCUUCUGCCUGAACACAUCUGGCUCAUUUAAUGAUCAACGUGGGCUGCAGGAGAACCUCGGCUACGUUUGCUUUCAGCAGUGCUUUAUGAAUAUCUAAUGGAAAAACCUAAUUUAAAGUUAUGCGUCAGGGAUGUCAUUUGUUUUCCGUGUGUCGUGUGAUUUAGAUGUUUUCAGAGCUUCAAAAUCUAAUUCUAAAGAGAUGAAUAUGCAGAUUAUCAUCCCUGUAAGAUGAACAUUCACUGUGGUGAACGCUAGUGUGCGGUGUUGUUGUUAAAGCAGUUCUUUUAGCAUCUAUUUAUAUUGUCUAUGUUUGGCAUUUUGAGGCAGAGGUGUGGUACUGAGGGAUAUUCUGCCCCCCUCUGGCUGCUCGAGGGAAGAGGUAGUUAAGAGCAACCUACUAGCCUAUCGGCUCCUCUAGCAUUAUCUGAGCAAGUGAAGGGCUUCCAGGACCCUGUUCUGUAGCAUUUCCUUAUUUUUCUUCCGACUGUGCUUCCAAUCAUGAAAACCUGGCUACAUGCUUUCAGUGUAGCACUGAAACGCCACAAGAACAGCUACACAUUUCAGACCACAACCUGACUCCAGGGUUCCUACACAGUGUGGGAAAGGAUGCCAUGGAUUUCCCUAUUUUCUUGUGCUGGUUCAGUAUAGAAAACUGUGUAGAGUAUGGAUAAACCUUGUUUUUCUCCUUCCUCCCAUCUUUCCAUCCAACUUCUUUCUUAAAGUCUGUUUUUCCUUUUGUCCCUACCACCUUCCUUUGUUCUGGCUUUGCUUGGGCCUUCCUACCCUCCUCCUGUCCUUUCUAUCCCUCCUACCUCGUGUCCUUCCUUCCUUCCUUUGUUUUCCAUUUAUUAGUGCACUUGCUUGUAUCAUUAUUUCUUCUUUUCACCCUAAUCUAUGUCCUCUCCUCCAUGUAGACUCUAGUUAUUGUAAACCUGCCCACUUUAGAAACAUCCAUCCAUUUUUUAUAACUGCUUAUUCCAGAAGUCAGUGGAGGGGAGGCAAGGUACAUCCUAGACAUGUUACCAGUUCAUACUGAAGAAAGAUCUGCCAUAAAUGUAUAGCAAAACUUUGCAUUUGUGUUUUAAAAUGGGGUAGUAGAACCAACUCUGAUAUUUAGAGUCUGGAACCAUCUGUAAUGUUUACAGUAAGACCGUGUAGGAACCCUGUGUAACAUAUAUUUACAUAGUAACUACGUGUUUCUACUUCAGGAAAUAUAGUUCUACCAAAAGUUUAAAAGAAAGUCUUCUAACUUCAGCUAUGAGCACUUUCAGUUUUGAUUUUAACUUGGAGAGGAGACAUUGCUCCAUGAAUCAGAUGCAGAUUCAAAGUGAACCGUGCAGCCAUUACUCAGCUACAGAAGACUGUGACAAGUUUCUGUUGUUGGCACCAUUUUUAUAUUCUACACAUUGCUCCUUUAAAGGUUGCACAGUCCGGUUGGAGGUUCUGCAAAGGCCGCUGAAGUGACUGGGAGGAAAAAAUUUCCAUGUUUGACCAUCUCCUGCGGGGUUGGGUUAGUUAAAAAUUAUUUUCAAACUACCAUAGAAAGUCCUGAUUUCUUGAGGCCGAAGCAUCUUCCAUCCUGACUGCUUCAAGGCACAUUAAUCUGGAUAGUUUUGCAGCGUUAUUGAGUUGCUGCUGCAGAACUAGCAGUUCCUGAGUUCUCCUUCGUCUUUCAGUAACAUUUUUAUGCUGUUGUCCACACCACUGAAAAUCAAAUGAUCUAUCCAAGUGCCAGAUGAACGUUCAAAAUGCUGCUGUAACAACAGGAACUGGCAAGCAUCUGAGAGUAUGUUUGUCUUUUAGUGAAGAACACUACACAUAAAAGAUCAGUUCAAAUUGAACAAUCCUUUGGAUUAAAGACACAGAAAUAGUCUCUGCAGCAUUGGCCUCGGCAGAAAAUCUGCUCCAUGACCACUCCUGUAUCCUCUGCCUUAAACAAGAACUCUCCUCCAGCAGACAGUUUAAUCUGCCUAGUAACAAGCCUUAGUGCUACAGGAUGAUGGUAGUCUAUUUCAACCUUUUUAGAAAACAGCGGCACUCGUCACAUGCCAAGAAAGACGUGGUUGGUACGGUGUGUUUGAUUGUGUAUGUCUAAAUGAGCUUACCUGGUUAGUAAUGCUAACAUAUAGCGACUGGUCACCGUUCAGUUAGCGUGCUACUUAACGCUAACAGAUGACCGGUAACGGGUAAUAAGUCUGAAAACAGUUUGUUUUUUAACUGAGAGACAUUAGUUUAGCUUGUAAGUUGUAACUUUAAUCACUCCUAGCUCCUCUUCAGAGUGUUGACAGGCUGGAG
Fundulus heteroclitus (mummichog) is the source of this 4669-nucleotide messenger RNA. It is a transcript of the gene uhmk1, whose product is annotated as U2AF homology motif (UHM) kinase 1. Gene Ontology annotation, molecular function: protein serine/threonine kinase activity; ATP binding; RNA binding. Gene Ontology annotation, biological process: peptidyl-serine phosphorylation; regulation of protein export from nucleus; positive regulation of translational initiation. NCBI's taxonomy places the organism in Eukaryota, Metazoa, Chordata, Actinopteri, Cyprinodontiformes, Fundulidae. Gene Ontology annotation, cellular component: nucleus; neuronal ribonucleoprotein granule. The record is from RefSeq and is a predicted model, not a curated record. The transcript has 9 exons. The coding region runs from base 478 to 1794 and encodes 438 amino acids.